Molecule: messenger RNA, 1900 nt
Organism: Aricia agestis (brown argus)
Lineage: Eukaryota; Metazoa; Arthropoda; Insecta; Lepidoptera; Lycaenidae
Product: glycosylated lysosomal membrane protein-like
Exons: 6
Coding region: 247-1392 (381 amino acids)
Cellular component (GO): lysosome
Source: RefSeq, a predicted model, not a curated record
GAAUUUGCAAAAUACAAAAGCCUGUUCCCUCUGUUGACUGUGGUACACAUACACAUUUAUGUAACGAUUAAAUCUCUCAGCUCGAUAUGCUAGUCCAUAUCUACCUUCGUCCUUAACACUUCCCGAGGCCGCGCGUGCUACUGUGCUGAUUACAAACACCCUUAUCAUGCUUGACUUCUGACCCCAAAUUAAUUAAACAAUAAACAAAGGAAUAAUAAAAUAAAAACGUCAAUUACGAUUUAAAUAAUGUGCAAGAUAUUCGGAAUAGUGUUUAUGCUAAUAUGCCUCGCAUAUGGUCAGGAUCGAAAGGUAACAUCAGGAUUGAACCCUGGCUGUGCGGCAUGCAACGCGGACACUAUCGUGGCAUAUGUGAGGUGCGAGGGUCCCGCUGACACCAUCCACCAGAUCUGGGACUUCAGCAACCACGCGCCCACAUUCAUCCUGGCCCUCACCUCUGUAAACUCCACACUGAAUAUAACCUGGGAUGGAAGUAGUAUCAGGAGCUUCAACUUUACAGAAAACCCCAAAUACAGUUUUGCAGCUUCCAUGGAUAAGUUCAUUGAAUAUAAUGACACAGACAGCAAUUGCAAGGUCAACACGAGCUAUCCUUGGAAGGAGUACAGUUUUGACAUGGUCUCGUGGACUCUGAAUGACAGCAAAUUUGACUCAAAGGAGGCAAUGAUUGUUGUUAGUGGCAAGAUACAUGAUAGACGUUUCCGCAAUGCCACAAUACACCUCAAGACUCAAUACCUGCCGUGGACGGAUGCUGCUGAGGAGCUGCCUCGUCUGGUGCACACGGCCAACUCGUCACUGGUCGACAUCCGCCUGGCGCGGCUGCCUACCUCCUACCCCGCCGCCCGCUACGCGCUCCGUCUGGCGCUGGUCAGCACCGACGACGUCGCCGACACCAUGCGCCUCGAGCGCCGCAAGAGCUUGGAUGACGAGCACACCCCCGGCGUCUUUGAGAUCGACGAGAUAUUGUCGCCGGCGCUGCACGGUCGCGGCGCGGGCGGCUACGUGCAGUUCCGGCCGGUCGGCUACACGCAGCCGCGCCGCACCGUCGCCUCCUCCACCCUCGUACACGUCGCAGACUUCGACAGGAUAAGUAUCCCGCGGCACAGCACGCUGCGGCUGUUCUACGGCGCGGCGUUCGACGCGGUGCUGGCGCAGACGGCGCUCGUGACGUUCGGCGACAGCGGCGACGGCUUCUACGCCAAGUCCAACUACACGGACUGGUCGUGGUCGCUGGGCUGCGGCGCGGUGCCGGCGGAGUCGCUGUCGCUGGCGGCGGUGGUGGUGCUGGCGGCGGGCGCGGGCGGCGCGGCGCUGCUCGCAGUCGGCGGCGGCGCGGCGCUGCUGCUGCGACGCCGCACGCACACGCGCCUGCACUAGCGCCGAACCUCAUACGCAACAAACACCGCUCAAUGCAUUCUAUUUGAUUAUGGUAAAUGUUUUGAAUGAGUAGCCCAAGAUUAAACUCUUAAGCACGUCCUCCAAUUAAAAUAUUGCAACUGAAUUCGUUUUACGACGAACUAUUAGUCUAGAAACGCGGUAACGUGUCAAGUUCAUAUAUAAUAUAGAGCAGUCUUUCCCAAAGUGGGCGAUAACGCCCCCUUGUGAGAGCUGGAGGUCUAAAGGGGGGCUGUGUGGGACCCAGAAAAAAAUAGGGGCGUUGUGUAGAGACUUGGGGGGGUGAUUUAUUUCAUCUGGAUGCAUUUUAAAUUGCAACAAUGGGGGCACUAAAACAUACAUUUUCACAAGAAGACUAUUGACAUAAUAUUAUUAUGCUAAUUCAUGAAAUAGAAUAUAUUUGUAUUAUAAUAAUUAAUAACUAAUAUUUUCUGCUCUGCUAGUAAACAAAGUAAACUUAUAUAAACAUAAUAUAAACUUGCAUUAUAAA